AGGUUUGUUGUAUGGUCCUGAAUGGCUCCACAAGCAUCGACCCUUGGUAAGCGCUUAAUCUGAAGACAAGAACCGGCUGGCUUUAUGAAGUGCAGACUGUUCAAUAUCAUUUUAUUUCAUCUUAGAUUCUGCAAGUCUGGAAUAUAACAAACAGAAGCAAAGCAAAGACUCCUUCUCAGCCUUCCCUACUCUCAAAGCUUUGCCCUGUCACCAAGGCACAGUAUGGAAGCCAUUGCCAAAUUUGAUUUCAAUGCUUCUGGAGAGGAUGAACUGAGUUUCCGUACCGGGGACAUACUGAAGAUUUUAAGCUCCCAGGAAGAGUGGUACAAGGCUGAGCUGAGAAGUCAUGAAGGAUAUGUCCCCAAGAACUUCAUAGAUAUUCACAUUCCCAUCUGGUUUAAUGAAGGGAUAUCCCGCCAUGAGGCAGAGAACUUACUCAUGAGCAAGGAAGUCGGCUCUUUCAUCAUCCGAGCCAGCCAGAACUCCCCUGGUGACUUCUCCAUCUCUGUCAGGCAUGAGGAUGAUGUCCAGCACUUCAGGGUGAUGAGGGAUACAAAGGGCAACUACUACUUAUGGACAGAGAAAUUCCAGUCACUAAACAAAUUGGUGGAGUACUAUAAGACCUCCUCUAUCUCCAGGCAGAAGCUGAUAUUCCUGAGAGAUGGGAGCCAAGAAGAGAAGGAGAGGCGUGGUGGGAGCCUGGAACGGGGGGCACAAGAAGGACUCCGCCUGAGUGGAGCAGCUGGAGAAAUCCGAGCAUCAAUGUCCAAGAGAUAUGCAGAUCCCUCACCACCCCUGCAGCAGCAGCAGCAACAGGACAGAGGUGGUGGGAGCCUGGACAGGAAGGAUGGGCUUCAUCGCCUCAGAGACCAUGGAGAAGGGAGUGCAGCAUCCAUGUACCGGAGACAAACCGAACCAUCAUUUCAACAAUCACAGCAAACACUAUGGGUCCAAGCCCUGUAUGACUUUGAGGCAUUGGAGUGUGAUGAGCUAGGAUUCCGCAGUGGAGACAUCGUAGAAGUCCUGGACAACUCUAACCCGUGUUGGUGGAAAGGGCGCCUGCGUGGCAAAUUGGGUCUCUUCCCUUCCAACUAUGUUACACCAGUGACCCGGUGAUUCUGCAGCAUUCCAAGAUGCGUUGGGAUGGAGUUGCUCUGGCGUGUCGGGGGCAGAGAGAGCAUCUUCCAUGCAACCAGAACAUACCACGUUUUUAUUACAAUAAUAAUUUAUUGGCAGCUGAUCCAUUGAUUAGUUAAUAUUAAAGGGAUCUCUGGAGAGCGGUGGGGGUUUUCUCUCCUUUUACACUCCAGUGUUAGAGGAAGCAAGAAUCCUGGAUCAUCCAUGAGGUCUUGCUGGAUCCUGCCUGCACUGCCAUCAUUUUGGCAAAAUGUUGCUAACUCAGACUUUGCUAAAUUAGAUAAGUCACAUGGGAACCCACCUCAAGCAAGCCAGGUUUCAGCUUGUAGGCAGCCCCACCUCCUCCAACAUCUGAGCACUACCUUUUGGACCUUGCGACAUGCCAUCUAGCAGAGGAAGGGAUAUGGUCCUGUAAACUGGUGUACAGAGCAAUCCAAUGUGGAACCAAUAUGUGGGGGGAGAGAGAAACCAAGUUCUUUGCAGCUUCUUAUAGACCUGCCCUCAUGCACUCCUGCCCAUACCACAUGUACUCCUGUCCACUGUCCAAGCUGCCUUCCAAGAUAUGCUGCACUUUCCAUUAAACAGUCCUGUAAGGGGGGCCUGGCUUUUCAGACAAACCAAUAGUCACCAGCUGGAAAUAUGGUGGAAGUCACCAAUAGUUUUGUUAAAUUGGAUUUUUUUUUGUGGUAUGUUGCUGCCUAAAAAUCUUCCUCCUAUA
Molecule: messenger RNA, 1855 nt
Organism: Trachemys scripta elegans
Lineage: Eukaryota; Metazoa; Chordata; Testudines; Emydidae
Gene: GRAP2
Product: GRB2 related adaptor protein 2
Exons: 8
Coding region: 223-1116 (297 amino acids)
Molecular function (GO): protein binding
Source: RefSeq, a predicted model, not a curated record